This is a messenger RNA of Herpailurus yagouaroundi (jaguarundi), 585 nucleotides long. RefSeq names its product Fer3 like bHLH transcription factor (gene FERD3L). Gene Ontology annotation, molecular function: DNA-binding transcription factor activity, RNA polymerase II-specific; RNA polymerase II transcription regulatory region sequence-specific DNA binding; protein dimerization activity. The transcript has a single exon. Gene Ontology annotation, biological process: developmental process; regulation of transcription by RNA polymerase II. The coding region runs from base 1 to 492 and encodes 163 amino acids. NCBI's taxonomy places the organism in Eukaryota, Metazoa, Chordata, Mammalia, Carnivora, Felidae. The record is from RefSeq and is a predicted model, not a curated record.
AUGGCGGCCUAUCCAGAGAGGUGCGUGGAUGCCACCGUGCUGGACUUCGUCGCAGACCUGUCCCUGGCCUCCCCGGGGCACCCACUCCUCUGCGACUUCGCACCUGGGGUUCCCUUUGGGGACCGAGACCUUGUGCUCCGAGAGGGAAGACGCAGGAGGCUGGCACCCUUUGAGGAGGAGGAUCCCGAAGAGGAGGGCGAAGUAGACGAGGGGGAGGAGGAGGAGGAAGAGGAGCAUGGGAGAGGCGCGUCCCCGCUGGGCCGUCCCAAGAGGAAAAGGGUGAUCACCUAUGCCCAGCGCCAGGCAGCCAACAUCCGCGAGAGGAAGCGGAUGUUCAACCUCAACGAGGCCUUCGACCAGCUGCGAAGGAAGGUGCCCACUUUUGCUUACGAGAAGAGGCUGUCCCGGAUCGAGACCCUACGCCUGGCCAUCGUCUACAUUUCCUUCAUGACCGAGCUCUUGGAGAGCUUCGAAAAGAAGGAAACCGGCUGAGUCCGGGUGGGAUGGAGGUGUCUGUCCCCUCCUCUCGUGGGCGUGCGCGGGCUUGGGGGUGCAUCAGGACCCAGGAGGGUGCGGCCGAGAGAC